Parnassius apollo (apollo) is the source of this 789-nucleotide messenger RNA. NCBI's taxonomy places the organism in Eukaryota, Metazoa, Arthropoda, Insecta, Lepidoptera, Papilionidae. The record is from the annotation of a GenBank genome assembly.
AUGUCUUCUAAAAAACAAGAAGGAAAUUCUUUGAAUGGAAACAUACAAUAUGCACCUUUAGAUUUAAAGCCUGAAGAACAAACAUUUUACGAAGGAAACAAAUUCAAUACUAAGGUGACUGUUCCCAUAGGAUACAAUAUUAAUACUUAUGCCAACACUUAUUUAGAAUUAGAUCAAAGAAAAAAGAAUAAUAUAGAACCACAUCUUGAAGAUGAUGAUAAACUUAAAGGGCAAACACAGGAAUCGUUUGUGUAUGGACACAAUAUUAAAAUACCGCAAGCAAUCAAUUCUUAUCAAGCAUAUAAUGUAUUAUACAAAAGUGAUAAUGAAUAUACGACAAAAGUUUCCCAAAAUCAGGAUAAUUUCAUCGAUCCCUAUCUUCAAUAUGAUAAACUUGAACAAGAGACCGAAAAAACAUUAACAAAAUCAAAUGGUAAUGGUGUUGAAAUAGACGAUUAUAAACAGUUAGACAAUUCUCCACAAACAAACAAAAUAUAUGCUGCAAAUAUACUCAAAACUGAAAAAGUGCUAUCUGAAAAGGAAUCACCGCUCAUUCAACCGCAAAUGCUACACGCAAGACCGUAUAGACUUCACCUAAAUGUAGCACGUGCUUACAAUAUUAUACACGCACCUAAUGGAAAGGCUAGACUUUUUAACAAAAAUCCAUCGCGUUCUCAGGCACUUUUACAUAAAUCAGAUUCAACUCACUUAUUGGAGUGCUCUGGAAAAGAAAGAACUAAACUACUUGCAGUACCGAAUAAGUUAAUAAAACGCAGAAUGUUAAAAUAA